AGAGAGAGAGAGAGAGAGAGAGAGAGAGAGAGAGUCCUUUGCGCUCGCGGAUGAAAGCGCGAUUCGUUAAUAGGAACACGCGCCACGGGACGUGAUCCGGUCCUCUGCGUUUCCGCGCGCGCUUCGCUGAUCUCCGCUUCAUCUUUCCUCUGAGGGAAUUUUUUUUUUUAAUUUCUUCUGUUUUCUUUUCUUUGUAAAAAAAAAAAAGAGAUGCGUGCCAUCGCGUGCCAUCGCCGCCGCCCCCUCGUCUCGCCGCUCGCGCGCCCCGUCCAUCUCCUCCGCGUCCUCAUCCUCACCACCGCACGCUGUCCGCGCGCUUGACGCGGCGUCUAAUGAGAGUGUGCGCGCGGGCCGGCGGCGGCUGCGAGCAGCAUGUCCUCGCGCAAGAUCUCAUCAGAGUCGUUCAGCUCGGUCGGUUCCGACUGCCUCGAGAGUCCCGACGAUGCCGAGUGCCCGUUUUCGCGCGCCUUCUGGAACGGCCGGAGCCCCAACGACACGCGCGCGUGCCCGCUCGACGAGCAGGCUGCCACGGGAGCGAGGAGGGCCGCCCGGAGGAAGCGCGUGAACCUGGACUCGCUCGGGGAGAGCCUGAGGCGGCUCACCUCACCCACGACACAGAUGAUCCAGCAGGCUCUGCAGAGAACACUGGACUUCUACAGACAGACAAAUAACAGCGGCAGCGGUGAGGACGGGUCCGAGCAGAAAUGCACAUUAGAAAAAUGCCCGUUUGUAAACUCCCAGUCCGACAACCAAACCGACAUCUCAGGAAUUCUGCAGUACACAGCGGCAAAAGUGGGCGUGGGCUUCCCCACACUCCGGGAGCGAUUCGGAGAAGAGUUCUUUGGACUUUGCCUGGAGGAGAAUGAGCGGGUUCUCCGGGCUCUGGGUGGGAACCUGCAAGACUUCUUUAACGGCUUCGACGCUCUGCUGGAGCACGCCAGGACUUCGUAUGGGCGCAGGGCGUCUUCGGAGUCCUCGUCCUUUCUGUGCAAGGACACUGAGGAAAAUCAAGGAGAGGGAGAGGGACAAACCCUGCUUCUGCACUGCUUUAACCCAGACCCUACGGUGGGCGUGGCCAUGCCAGGGUUGAUCCGAGCCGCAGCCCGGCGCAUCUACCAAGCGGAAGUGAAGGUGGAGGAGGCUCCGCCGACACGUCUCCGUGCGGUCAACGAGGACGGAGAAAUCUCGGAUCACUCGACCCCCUCGUCAUCUCCUUCCCCGCCCACUUUUUCAUCCCCCGCCUGUUUGUCGUUCCUCAUUCGGGAAGUUCGGAUCGUGUCAUCCUCGUCGCCCUCGUCCUCACGCCAGCUCUCACGCUCGCCGUUGGACCUCCGUAUCGGACUGAGCACGUUCUGCAGGGCGUUCCCGUUUCACCUUAUUAUAGGCUCCAAUAUGGAGGUUCUGCAGGUGGGGGUGGGACUAAAGAAUGUCGGCGAGGGGAUUCGGAAGCCUCACAGGACGCUGAGCUUUGGCGACAGCUUCCAGCUCGUAUCGCCCAGAAUUCCUUGCUCAUUCCAGAACAUUUUGCUGCGGCUGUCUACGCCGUUUACCAUCCGUACCCGGCCUGACCCGUCUGCUCUGGAAAGCAGGGAAAAGGUCAUGGAACUCAAGGGUCAGAUGAUCCACCUUCCCGAAUCGAACUCUAUCAUGUUCCUGGGCUCGCCCCGUGUCGAUAGGCUGGAGGAGCUGAUGGGGCGGGGCUUACACCUUUCAGACAUCCCUAUCCAUGACGCCACCCGUGAUGUCAUACUGGUGGGCGAGCAGGCGAAGGCUCAGGACGGCCUGAAGAAGCGCAUGGACAAGCUGAAAGCCACGCUGGAGCGAACGCAUCGCGCGUUAGAGGAGGAGAAGCGGCGCACUGUCGAGCUGCUCUACUCCAUCUUCCCUGGCCACGUGGCACAGAGACUCUGGCAGGGGCUUCCCGUCCAGGCCAAAAAGUUUGACGAUGUCACCAUGCUGUUCUCGGACAUCGUGGGCUUCACGGCCGUGUGUGAACACUGCACGCCCAUGCAGGUCAUCAGCAUGCUGAACGAGCUGUACACGCGCUUCGACUACCAGUGUGGGGUGCUCGACGUAUACAAGAUCGAAACAAUCGGCGAUGCGUACUGCGUGGCUGCAGGGCUCCAUAGGAAGUGUGUGUGCCACGCCAGGCCCAUCGCGUUAAUGGCGCUAAAGAUGAUCGAACUCUCGGAGGAAGUGCUCACGCCUGAUGGCAAGCCCAUCAAGUCCUUAAAUAAACCUCAGAGAAAGCAAGAAAGAAAGGAAUGGGGGUGGCAUGGAUCUGUUGAAGAGAUAUAAAUAGAGAAUAAAAAGAGAUAGAAAGAAGGGACCUUGAAUAGGGACAGAAAAAGAAGCAUCAAACCUGAGAGAAAGAGAGGGAGAUGAGGAGAGGAGAACAGAUUAUACUGCAGUGAUUAUAGAAGUGAACAGAUUAUACUUAUAAUCUGCAGACUAUUUGGACAGUUUAUUGUAAUAGAACACCACAGAUUAUUCUAAUAGACCACUGCAGAUUACAAAUAAGAUGUGGCGAAUAAAAUUUGAUUUGAUUUUAGAUUUGAUUAUUCUAAUAGAAAACUGCAGAUUAUUCUAAUAAAGCUUUAAUAAAACACUGCAGAUUAUUCCAAUAGAACACUGCAGAUUAUUCUAAUAGAACACUGCAGAAUAUUCUAAUAGAACACUGCAGAUUAUUCUACUAAAGCACUGAAUAUUAUUCUAAUAGAACACUGCAGAUUAUUAUAAUAGAACACUGCAGAUUAUUCUAAUAAAGCUUUAAUAGAACUCUGCAGAUUAUUAUAAUAGAACACUGCAGAUUAUUCUAAUAAAACACUGCAGAUUAUUCUAAAAGAACACUGCAGAAUAUUCUAAAAGAACACUGCAGAAUAUUCUAAUAGAACACUGCAGAUUAUUCUACUAAAGCACUGCAGAUUAUUAUAAUAGAACACUGCAGAUUAUUAUAAUAGAACACUGCAGAUUAUUCUGAUAGAACACUGCAGAUUAUUCUACUAAAGCACUGCAGAUUAUUCUACUAAAGCACUGCAGAUUAUUAUAAUAGAACACUGCAGAUUAUUAUAAUAGAAUACUGCAGAAUAUUCUAAUAAAGCACUGCGGAUUAUUCUAAAAGAACACUGCAGAAUAUUCUAAUAGAACACUGCAGAUUAUUCUAAUAGAACACUGCAGAUUAUUCUAAUAGAACACUGCAGAAUAUUCUAAUAAAGCACUGCGGAUUAUUCUAAAAGAACACUGCAGAAUAUUCUAAUAGAACACUGCAAAAUAUUCUAAUAGAACACUGCAGAUUAUUGUAAUAGAACACUGCAGAUUAUUCUAAUAAAACACUGCAGAUUAUUCUAAUGGAACACUGCAGAUUAUUGUAAUAGAACACUGCGGAAUAUUUUAAAAGAACACUGCAGAUUAUUCUAAUAAAGCACUGCAGAUUAUUCUAAUAGAACGCUGCAGAUUAUUCUAAUAGAACACUGCAGAUUAUUCGAAUUAAGCACUGCAGAUUAUUCUAAUAGAAUGCUGCAGAAUAUUCUAAUAAAGCACUGCGGAUUAUUCUAAAAGAACACUGCAGAUUAUUCUAAUAGAACAGUGCAGAUUAUUCUAAUAGAACAGUGCAGAUUAUUCUAAUAGACACUACAUAUUGUUCUAAUAGAACACUGUUUAUUAUUCUAAUAGAACACUGCAGAUUAUUCUAAUAGAACACUGCAGAUUAUUCUAAUAAAGCACUGCAGAUUAUUCUAAAAGAACACUGCAGAAUAUUCUAAUAGAACGCUGCAGAUUAUUCUAAUAGAAUACUGCAGAAUAUUCUAAUAAAGCACUGCGGAUUAUUCUAAAAGAACACUGCAGAUUAUUCUAAUAGAACAGUGCAGAUUAUUCUAAUAGAACAGUGCAGAUUAUUCUAAUAGACACUACAUAUUGUUCUAAUAGAACACUGUGGAUUAUUCUAAUAGAACACUGCAGAUUAUUCUAAUAGAACACUGCAGAUUAUUCUAAUAAAGCACUGCAGAUUAUUCUAAAAGAACACUGCAGAAUAUUCUAAUAGAACGCUGCAGAUUAUUCUAAUAGAACACUGCAGAUUAUUCAAAUUAAGCACUGCAGAUUAUUCUAAUAGAAUGCUGCAGAUUAUUCUAAUAGAACACUGCAGAUUAUUCUAAUUAAGCACCGCAGAUUAUUCUAAUAGAUCACUGCACAUUAUUCUAAUAGAACGCUGCAGAUUAUUCUAAUAGAACACUGCAGAUUAUUCUAAUAAAGCACUGCAGAUUAUUCUAAUAGAACACUGCAGAUUAUUCUAAUAGAACACUGCAGAUUAUUGUAAUAGAACACUGCGGAAUAUUUUAAAAGAACACUGCAGAAUAUUCUAAUAAAACACUGCAGAUUAUUCUAAUAGAACGCUGCAGAUUAUUCUAAUAGAACGCUGCAGAUUAUUGUAAUAGAACACUGCGGAAUAUUUUAAAAGAACACUGCAGAAUAUUCUAAUAAAACACUGCAGAUUAUUCUAAUAGAACGCUGCAGAUUAUUCUAAUAGAACGCUGCAGAUUGUUCUAAUAGAACACUGCAGAUUAUUUUAUUGAAGCAUUGCAGAUUAUUCUAAUUAAGCACUGCAGAUUAUUCUAAUAGAACACUGCAGAUUAUUCUAAUGAAGCACUGCAGAUUAUUCUAAUUAAGCACUGCAGAUUAUUCUAAUAGAACACUGCAGAUUAUUCUAAAAGAACACUGCAGAAUAUUCUAAUAGAACACUGCAGAUUAUACUAAUAAAGCACUGCAGAUUAUUCUAAUAGAAUGCUGCAUAUUAUUCUAAUAGAACACUGCAGAUUAUUCGAAUUAAGCACUGCAGAUUAUUCUAAUAGAAUGCUGCAGAUUAUUCUAAUUAAGCACUGCAGAUUAUUCUAAUAGAACACUGCAGAUUAUUCUAAUGAAGCACUGCAGAUUAUUCUAAUUAAGCACUGCAAAUUAUUGUAACAGAACACUGCAGAUUAUUCUAAUAG
This is a messenger RNA of Silurus meridionalis, 4982 nucleotides long. It is a transcript of the gene gucy1a2, whose product is annotated as guanylate cyclase 1, soluble, alpha 2. Gene Ontology annotation, biological process: response to oxygen levels; cGMP biosynthetic process. The transcript is spliced from 8 exons. Gene Ontology annotation, cellular component: guanylate cyclase complex, soluble. NCBI's taxonomy places the organism in Eukaryota, Metazoa, Chordata, Actinopteri, Siluriformes, Siluridae. Gene Ontology annotation, molecular function: heme binding; guanylate cyclase activity. The record is from RefSeq and is a predicted model, not a curated record. Bases 373 to 2298 code for a protein of 641 amino acids.